ACGAGGCGACUCCGCUGGUAUCGACCGCAUGGCAAACAUGGAUUUCCUGGCCCAAGGCUCGAUACACUCGUGUGCUGAUGCCUGGUGCUCGCACGCUUGAGAACCUCGUUCGUGUUUGAUUUUCUUUGUCCUGGAUUGUUACAUCCUGCUACCACUGCCAGACCCAGAACCAUGAUGUUGCCUCUGUGAGGACGUCCUUUGGACCUCUCGAAAAGACGCUGUGCUUGGUGGACACCGAGUGGAAAGGCAGGCCUGACCCUCACUUUGCUGUCCGGAACUCUCCAGAAUGGGGACACCCGCCACCAGACCCAAACCUCCUGUCCCCGUGGACAGUGGGUGGGCCUGGUUUGUGAUGUUCGGUGCGUUCCUCAACCAGGUGGCUCUUGUGAUGUUCGCACGGGCACAGGCGUUGCUGUUCAUAGAGUUCUUACGAGUAUACGAGGCCUCUGCCACUGCCACAACGCUUGCCUUCGGAAUGGUGCCCGCCUGGUUUGCCGUCGCCAACAUCAGCGUUUCGUCGUUUUUCAUGAAGAGGUUCAAGUAUCGAACUCUGGCUCUCUUCGGCUCCGUGGUCCAUUCGCUAUCCAUCACGAGCAUCGCCUUCUGUCCAAACAUCGGCCUUCUCGGUGUUUUCUUUGCCCUGAUCGGCGCGGCUCAAGCGUUCAUCGUCCUCCCCCAGACGGCUCUGCUGGGUCACUACUUCAAACGACGCAUCUCCUUCGCCAACGCCGUGGCCAGUAUGGGUAUCAGCAUCGGGACCUUGACAGGCACACCGUUUUGCAAAUAUUUGUUGGACUCCUAUGGACUCCGCGGGGCUGUGCUCCUUCUUGGGGGUUUUGCUAUGCAUAGUGUUGUUGCCUCCAUGCUCUUCCGACCCUUGUCGUCCUACAAUCAAGAUUCGACAAACACAAGUACAGUUGACGAGACGGAGGACUCUGUCAGCAAACAUGAGCUCUCAGAGUGUUCACAUUCCCAGGAAAAGGCUGAGGAAAUUGCAUUGCUUAAAGAGGGACAGAAUGGACACGUUGAAAGGUUAGAAAGAGAAAACAAACAUUCGACAUCAGACGUCCUUUGUCCAGAUGACAAGUCCAGUCUUACCCAGAGAGAUGGCACAGUGGAUCAGUUGGAAUUUAACAAAUCUGCAAUUGUCAUAGGAAAGUUAAGUGACACCCACAAGCAAGAAGAAGCUGGUCCCAAUCAUACAUUCGGCAGCAAAAGUAGCCUAAAAGAUUUAGUUUUGAGACCUCUCGCAAAUUCAAACAUCUUAUCCAAAUCACUUGACCUUUUAAAUGCUUCAAGCAGCAUCAAGUACAUGAGCACACCUAACUUAAGCAACUCCGUGACGCUGUAUAGCCCAACUAUUCCGAACUCGAAAGAAGUCCAGCAGUUGAGGAGCCCUGGAUCUUCAGAUACUAAAAUCAAUGAGUUGGACAUCAUGCCUGGUGGAAGUCGAGGGCUAGCUUCUUUAGAAGGAGACUCGCACGAGGGUAGUAGCGGACGCCGGGGCUCUUGUCUCAAAAGGAUCAUAUUCGCUAUACAUAAUUCUGUUUUGACACACCCAGUAGCUUUUGUUCUGUUUAUUGCAGGUGGUAUAGGUUCCCACACCGUGACGUCACUAACCUAUGUACCGGCCGUUGGUCAAGAAAACGGCCUGAGUGAUGAUGAAAUCCCUUUUCUGCUGACCGUAGCAGGCAUCAGCGAUCUUGUCAGCAAAUUCAGUGUUGGCAUCGUGGCGGAUCUCGGCUACGUACAGCGCGUGUAUAUCGUGGCUUUAGCGCAGUUUCUCGUGGGCGUUGUCUUCCAGAUUGUUCGUUUCUUCAAAAGUUUCGGGCUCAUGCUGGCUCACCAGGUGAUGCUUGGCUACACUCUGGACGUGGUCCAAACCCUCAUGCCCGUCCUGGUAGUGGACUUUCUGGGCGUGGACUACAUUGCGCCGGUCAUCUCUGCCUUCUUCCUGCUGAUGGGUGUCGUUCACACCAUCGAUCACCUGAUGGUGGGGAUAUUCAAGGACUCAUUCGAUUCUUUCUACCCAGGCUACCACUAUUUCGGCAGUUUGGACUUUCUCAGCGCUGUUCUUUUACUAGUCGUGCCUUUGUUAGUUCGAUGUACAAAACCAGUUAAGAGAGACAAUAAGGUUGAAAAGAUCGUGGAGGAGUGCUAACCAUUUUUCGUUGUUCAGCCUUUGUUUCAUUCACUAUCGUCAGAGACAGACAAAGAGAUAGACAGACAGACAGACAGACAGAUAGACAGACAGACAGACACAAGGAUAGAUAGAAAGAUAGAAAGAGAUACUGCCGACUAAUGAUCAUUUGAAAUUGUCGGGGUAGUCUGAAAAGAUCAACUCAUCCAAAGUUCAACAAAACAGUCGGAACUACAAAACCAGGGGACAUAACAACGUAUUUGCCAGUGCUCAUGUUUUAACGUUUGAACUAGUAUUUGUAAAAAAAGACGGCGACAGGAGCAAUAAUAUUCAACCUAUUAAUCACCGCUCGCACGUGCAUGUGUGUGAAUGUGUGUGUGUGUGUGUGUGUGUGUGUGUGUGUGAGUGGGUGUGGGUGUGGGUGUGGGUGUGGGUGUGAGAGAGAGAAA
Aplysia californica (California sea hare) is the source of this 2589-nucleotide messenger RNA. RefSeq lists its product as uncharacterized. Lineage: Eukaryota; Metazoa; Mollusca; Gastropoda; Aplysiida; Aplysiidae. Gene Ontology annotation, biological process: monocarboxylic acid transport; transmembrane transport. The record is from RefSeq and is a predicted model, not a curated record. The coding region runs from base 287 to 2161 and encodes 624 amino acids. The transcript has 3 exons. Gene Ontology annotation, molecular function: monocarboxylic acid transmembrane transporter activity.